UCGAGCCUCGCUGCCACUGUCCUUCUCGCUGCGCCUGGCUUUGAUCUAUAAUUCAUGCUGACAUGUCGAGAGUGCGCAAGCGCUGCGAGUGACGGCCAUCCCUAUGAUUAGGAGAUCAGCGGCAAAGGAAGCCCUAGCUCCGGCAGACGAGGACUGCAUCCCGGUGUAUUUGGAUGCGAAGCCAGCCCAGGCACAGACUGACAGGUCGGAGCCGUCCGAGCUCCAAGUGUAACCUGGUUUUUAAAGGUCAAAGCCCGCGUGGAGACCAUGGACGUCCGGAGGAUCGACUGAGCAGCAGAAACCUGGAUUCCCGGGAGCGUUUUUGAUGUGUUGUGGAGUUAUGGAUCUUAAUGGUUCCUGUUUGGAUGCAAACCAUACGCCCAUGCCACGGUGUGAGUGGAUGUUGCUCCCAUCAGCGUCCAGGUUUGGGUACAGCGAAGCGUUGAGUUGUUACAGUUUAAAUUAGUAUUAUUAUUAUUAUUUAUAUGAUUAUUAUUGGGAUGGAGAAUCUAAAGAAAACAUGGAGAUAUUUAGUCUCUCCAUCGCCUUCCCUGUCUCGUCCUCUGGGAUAACAGCGCCAGAAUCACCGCACUGCCUCCACGCAAUCUUUUGCUGACAAUGUUUUCCCCGCAACUGACAGUCUGAAACCUCCGCCGGACAUUUAAACCCACGCACACACACGCAGACCCCCCCGCACGGACUGAUGAUGUGAAAACCUCUCAGACUCUGGAGAAUGAUCCACGCUGGCAUUCAUCUGCCUCCACCGAUUCGAAGGUUCGUGUCCGCCGGAUCCCACGGACUGAUCCAGGCCGCCGCGCGCCCUCGGAGGCGUGCUCGUUGUGAUGCUGAUCAUGAUUGCAUUGAAUAUUUGCCACCCGACCGUCGGCCUGUCUCCCUAAGAACGCCUCCGCUGUCCCGAACCGGGCCGGGCCUUUAGUGCAGAGGCUGCACGCUCAUCAGUGUUGGAUUUAGCCUGGAGGGGCUUGGAGAGAUGUAGGGCGAACAUCCGCGGAUAUCACAUACAAAUAACGGCCUAUAUGGACGGGGAUGGUCGGCGGGGGAGGUGCACCGAUUGGGGGCUGGAUGAGAAAUAACGUGGAUCAAGGAUUCUCAAAGCGAUUAUUAUCAACAGACUAACAUUGAUGAUGAAUAUACAAUCAUCCCUGUUUUUGUUGUCGUUUUUUAUUGAACUCCCAAUAAACACAAACAGAUAGAAAUAGAUCAAUAAACAGCAGCAAUAUUUCAGUUAAAUUGCAUUUUUGUACCAGAUUUUCCUGAAUUUUAGAAGAUAAAAAGGAGCUUUUUGAACAUUUUUGCUGCACUGGAUAUUUUGAAAGACAAAUUUUGUGACUAUUUUCUCACUGAGAGAACCUAAAGUUUUUUUUUUUUUAAAAAAACACCUGCUGCUUCAUGGUUAGACACCAUUUUUCAUGUAAAAGUCGUCUUUCAAGAUUCUUUCAAAGAGUCAGUAGGUUUUUGGGCCCCAGAUCUGCUGUAAUGAGAGUCCCCGUUUGACCUGGUGUUAAUAGUCUUUGAAUUUGUCUUGGGAAUACAUGUUACUUACAGAGCAUGAAGCAGAGUUAAGCACAGAUUCAGCUGUGGGAUGCAGCGAUGGAGGAGAGCCCACGCGGCUCUUCUGAGCCUCUAACCCCUGCCUCCCACUGUGGUGUUCCAGGACACCUCGUCUCGUUCGAUGGGCACUGCAUGGAUUUUGUGCCUGAGUUGACAAAGGGCAGGCCUCCAGCUUCAACCAGCAGUUAGGUUGCAAUGAACCCAUACGGCAGAGCGAGCACAACAGCGGACCCCCUGUCCUGCACCAGCUGUGGGGGUUGCUGCUCAUCGCCUCCUCCCUGUCUCAUCCCCCCUGGGCCACCAUUCUCCUCUAAACCCUCCAUGCCUUUGAAUAUGACGCCUCCUCCUCCUCUGAUGCUUCCCUCCCCGAUUGUGCAGGUGGAGAACGGUAGUAGCUGGAACUCCUCCACUAUCUCUUCAUCUGGUUCUCCAGACUCCCAUUCUGGUCACAGAUGUGGCACCACCAACCCUUACUGGACGGCGGUGUUUGACUAUGAAGCCACUGCUGACGAGGAGUUGACUCUGCGACGUGGGGACCUGCUGGAGGUUCUCUCCAAAGACUCAAAAGUAUCAGGGGACGAGGGGUGGUGGACAGGCAAGAUCAAGGACAAGGUGGGUAUUUUUCCUUGUAACUAUGUCACAAGGGGCGACGCGGCUAGCUACCAGCAGCUCACUGCAGGCGGGGUGGGUGAGAGCCCCGUGGAGAUUGACUUCACAGAACUGAUCCUGGAAGAAGUCAUCGGUGCUGGAGGUUUCGGAAAAGUCUACAGAGGAGUUUGGCGGGCAGAGGAGGUGGCCGUGAAGGCUGCCAGGCAGGACCCAGAUGAGGACAUAAGUGUGACGGCAGAGAGCGUGCGGCAGGAGGCAAGGCUGUUCUGGAUGCUCCGGCACCCCAACAUCAUCGCUCUCCGAGGAGUCUGCCUGCGGGAGCCUAACCUGUGUUUGGUGAUGGAAUACGCCAGAGGAGGGGCUCUGAACCGGGCCCUGGCUGGAAAGAAAGUACCCCCAAGAGUGCUGGUGAACUGGGCGGUCCAGAUUGCAACAGGGAUGGACUACCUGCACAACCAAGCAUUCGUACCCAUCAUCCACAGAGACCUCAAGUCCAACAAUAUCCUCAUCCUUCAGCCGGUGGAACGGAACGACCUGGGCGGGAAAACUCUGAAGAUCACAGACUUCGGUCUUGCUCGAGAGUGGCAUCAAACCACCAAGAUGAGCGCUGCCGGCACCUACGCCUGGAUGGCCCCAGAGGUCAUCAAACUCUCCCUUUUCUCCAAAAGCAGCGAUGUGUGGAGCUUUGGUGUUCUUCUCUGGGAACUGCUGACUGGAGAAGUUCCUUACAGGGAAAUCGACGCUUUGGCAGUAGCCUAUGGGGUGGCCAUGAACAAGCUGACCCUCCCCAUCCCUUCAACCUGUCCUGAACCUUUUGCUCAGCUGCUAACAGAGUGCUGGAGCCCCAACCCCCACAGCAGGCCCUCCUUCACCAGCAUCCUGAGGCGACUACUGACCAUCGAGCAGUCAGCCAUGUUUCAGAUGCCUCUGGAGUCCUUUCACUCCUUACAAGAAGACUGGAGAGUGGAGAUCCAGCUGAUGUUUGACGAACUAAGGACCAAAGAGAAGGAGCUGAGAUCCUGGGAGGAAGCGCUGGCCCGUGCGGCGGAGGAGCAAAAGGAGCAGGAGGAGCAGCUAAGGAGAAGGGAGCAGGAGCUGGCGGAGAGGGAGAUCGACAUUGUGGAGCGGGAGCUGAACAUAAUCAUCCAUCAGAUGUACCAGGAGAAGCCCAGUGUCAAGAAGAGAAAGGGUCACUUUAAGAAGAGCCGGCUGCUGAAGCUGGGCAGAGACAGCAGCUGCAUCAGCCUGCCCUCUGGGUUUGAGCAUAAGAUCACUGUCCAGGCUUCCCCCAGUGUGGACAAGAGGAAGAACCAGGGAAGUGAGAGUACCACGCCACCGGCCAGCCCGGGAGUGAUUCCUCGCCUGAGAGCCAUUAGAUUGACGCCGAGCGACGGCAGUAAGACGUGGGGCCGCAGUGCUGUCUGUAAGAAGGAAGACCUGGGGUCCAACAAGAAGAAAGGACGCACCUGGGGCCCAAGCUCCACGCACCAGAAAGAGCGUGUCGGCGGCGAGGACAAGUUAAAAUCUCUGGGCGAAGGAUGCAAAGUUUAUUCAUCAAGCGCACCAAAUCUUGGGAAGUCUCCCAAACAUGCACCUAUGACGGCUGGUUUCUCCAGCCUCAACGAAAUGGAGGAGUGCUUUGAGCCUGAGGAGUCUCCAGGGGGUUUACCAGCUUCCGAGAAGACCGGUAAUGGGGCCUUGGAGGACUUGUGGGGAAGUCAGGGUCUCAGCUUGAUGCCUGCGUGUGGUACUAUUGGCUCAUCUCCAUCUGGAGGCCCCGGUGUGAGUGGAAGCUACCAGGAAUCACUUCGUCGCUGCAGCCAGAGGAAGAAGAGCGAUAUGUUUCUGCUGGGAUGUGCCUCUCUGCUCGCCUCUGUUGGCCUGGGACAAGAUCUGUCGCAGCUGGGAAAACUACAGGUGCAGCAGGAUGAACAGGACCUCAGGGAGGAGCAGAGGAAGAAAAAGGAAGGUCUCUUCCAGAGGACGGGACGCUUCCGCCGCAGCACGUCUCCCCCCAGCAGAAACCUCUCCUUAACCCUCUCCAGACACCACGACUCUGCGCUCGCCUGCAUGGACCCGUCUCCCUCUGUUACACUCCUUUCUUUGUCCUCCUUGUCCGACUGCAACUCAACCAAGUCCCUUCUCCCCUCCGACUCUGACGACUACCCCAUGACCCCAGCUAGCAGGGUCAAAACCCCAGCAGCUUCCCCAGCUCCCGCCCUCAACCCGCUCUUGGACCUACGGGCCGAGAGCUUCAAGAAGGAGCCCAACCAGUCCCUCACACCCACUCACGUGUCUGCGGCCAUGGCUCUGAACAGAGGUCACAGACGCACCCCCUCGGAUGGAGCCAUACGACCAAGAGCCCAGACUUUGGGACACCGGAGGACGCCGUCAGAUGGAAGCAUGCCCAUGCCUCCUCCACCAGGAGCACCAAGCAAAGGUUUCCAGGACACUCGGGACAUCCCUCGGCUCCCUGAUCCCUCCAUCAUCUUCCCUGUUCCACACCGACGCAAGGCACCCCCUCCCCCACCUCCAGACCCAGAUCCCGUCUGCCUCAUCAGCCCCUUAGAGAGACCCAAGACGCUGGAGUUUGCACCCCGCCCGCGACCCACUCCGGGCCGGUUACGAGCCGCCAACCAGCGUCGAUUGGGCUCCGUGUCCCGGACACUCAGCUCGUCGCCGGGCAGCAGCUGUGACAGCCCCUUAGGGUCGGGGGACAGCAGCGCCGGCGUCACACGGCCCAACCUGAUGGACAUGGACAUGGAGGGCCAGAAUUUGGACAACACAGUUCCUCUGUGUGGACAGCAGCAACCCGCCACUCUAUGUGGACAACAGUACACAUAAUGAAGCACACAUUUCAAACUCCUCCUGCAGUCAGAGCUGUUUCACAAACCAGAGGUCUGGUCUGAGCCAAGCAAAGUGCACUCACUGAAGUCUGCAGAAACCUCUUGUUUUUUUAGGCUCCUAAUUGAAGGCUGUCCUCUCAUGUGUCCAAAGAAAUGAGAAACCCGUUCACAGCAUUCCUAGAUAGAUCUCUACAACCUGCACAAUGAGGGUCUACGGAACCUUCUAAAAGCCUUUUAGCGUGCUCGUCCACCUCAGCUCCCCUACUUCAUCCUUCUCUCUCCUUGAAAGCUUUUUUUCCAGUUACUUCUUAGACCAGAUGACAUUUCCUUUAAAGCCGUUAAAGUACUCAACAGUGACACUUCUUGACUUUCUGGUCAUUUCGUCCGUCUGUUAGCUCAUUUCUGUCACUCUUGUUUUCCGGCAUCUUCUCCGAUUUAAGACGUUUGUUGCAUCAGGAGUGUUUCUCUGGACACUUUGAUCAGAGGUUACGCCUCUUCUAGUUUAGGUGUCAUCUUGUUUUGCACACUAUUUGUUCUGUAGGAACGCUAAUGUCGUCAACAAGUCUUCUCCGUCAGCCUUCACUCUGUUCCCCCUUCAAGCCUGAGACAUAAAGCCUUUUUUUCACUCCUCCAUGGAGGUCUGCUCACACGUUACUGUCUCAGUGCUUUCAACACCUGAGCAAAAAUUGUGGAUUUGUUGAUUUUUGCAGACCAGGUUUGCUUCUCUUUGUGUGAAUGUGCAUACUGUAUAUUGCAUUACACGUGUGGAUGAACAAAGUGUUUGUGUGUGCCGGUGUUUUUUUUUUUUUUUUUAAGUGCAUGUUGUUCUACUUGUGAUUGGUUUGCUGUGCACUACAUGCAGCAUUGUUUUCCGGAUUGCUGCACAUGCUCCAAUGUGUCUUUUUUGGGAAUGAAACAUUCCUUCGUAGCAGUCAGUAUCACGCUGCAUGGAUCCCACCCAAACAGAUGCAGAACAGGAAAUGGGCCUGCUGACUUCAGCUUUGAUCUCAUGUUCAUGCAUUUUGAAGCUUCAUCUCCUCCAACUUGCUAUUUUAAGCAUCAGUGACACUUUAGGAGCAACUCUGUGUGACUUGCUGGUCUUUCUGUGGAUUCAAAGUCACAACUGACAAAUCAGCUUUUCUCUCCGGAGCGUUUUUAGUACGAAGGACGAGUGUAUGUAUGCGUUUGUGUGUGCUGGUGUUUGUAUGGGAUCAUGUCAGCGGUAGAAGAGUGACUCUGAUCUGCAUAAGAACACUGAGUAUUUAUUGAAUCUAUUGUUAUUGCGGGAAAGGAGUCAUUAUUUGAGUGCUUUUCCUGGGAUAUCUGUAUAUAUUUGUUAAUAUAUAAGAGGAAAAACACAAGGAUAACCUGGGAAACUUCUUAUUGGAACAUCCAUGUUGUCUUCAGUCUCAAGCCUGUGACAUGUCUGGGUUCAGUGAGGAAUGAAAGGCCAAUAAAAAUAAUUUAAAAAGUU
This is a messenger RNA of Oryzias melastigma (Indian medaka), 6501 nucleotides long. RefSeq names its product mitogen-activated protein kinase kinase kinase 10 (gene map3k10). The transcript has 11 exons. The record is from RefSeq and is a predicted model, not a curated record. Bases 1768 to 5025 code for a protein of 1085 amino acids. Gene Ontology annotation, molecular function: protein binding; ATP binding; JUN kinase kinase kinase activity. Lineage: Eukaryota; Metazoa; Chordata; Actinopteri; Beloniformes; Adrianichthyidae. Gene Ontology annotation, biological process: protein phosphorylation; positive regulation of apoptotic process.